Messenger RNA from Akanthomyces muscarius, 603 nucleotides. RefSeq lists its product as uncharacterized. The coding region runs from base 1 to 603 and encodes 200 amino acids. Gene Ontology annotation, molecular function: RNA binding; structural constituent of ribosome. The transcript has 3 exons. NCBI's taxonomy places the organism in Eukaryota, Fungi, Ascomycota, Sordariomycetes, Hypocreales, Cordycipitaceae. The record is from RefSeq and is a predicted model, not a curated record. Gene Ontology annotation, cellular component: ribosome; cytosolic large ribosomal subunit. Gene Ontology annotation, biological process: cytoplasmic translation; ribosomal large subunit assembly.
AUGUCGACAAAGCCCACGUCCAAGAAGUUCGGCAAGUCGACCCGGGAGGUUCCCGCGGCCGCGGAUAAGGCGCAGAAGUGGUACAACGCCGACGACGAGUCUGCCCCCAAGCAGGUUCGCAAGACCAUCCGCGCCUGGUCUCCCCGCGCCUCUCUCCAGCCCGGCACCGUCCUGAUCCUCCUCGCCGGCCGUUUCCGUGGCAAGCGUGUCGUCCUCCUCAAGAACCUCGAGCAGGGUGUCCUCCUCGUCACCGGCCCCUUCAAGAUCAACGGUGUGCCCCUGCGCCGCAUCAACUCCCGAUACGUCAUUGCCACCUCCUACAAGGUCGACGUCUCCGGCCUCGACCAGAAGAAGGUUGAGGAGAUUGCCCAACCAAAGUACUUCACCGCCGAGAAGGCCAAGGAGAAGGCUGGCGCCGAUGCUUUCUUCAAGCAGGGCGAGAAGCCCCAGAAGAAGCAGAUCAACAGCAGCCGUGCCGCCGACCAAAAGGCGAUCGACAAGGCUCUGAUUGCCAGCAUCAAGAAGGUCGAGAUGCUCCCCAGCUACCUUGCCAGCUCCUUCUCUCUGCGAAAGGGCGACAAGCCCCACGAGAUGGCUUGGUAA